Messenger RNA from Acinonyx jubatus (cheetah), 5410 nucleotides. RefSeq names its product DENN domain containing 2B (gene DENND2B). The coding region runs from base 1297 to 4695 and encodes 1132 amino acids. The record is from RefSeq and is a predicted model, not a curated record. The transcript has 26 exons. Lineage: Eukaryota; Metazoa; Chordata; Mammalia; Carnivora; Felidae. Gene Ontology annotation, biological process: positive regulation of ERK1 and ERK2 cascade.
GGGGCCGGCCAGUCUGCGCCUGCGGUGAGACCCCUGGGCUGGGGGCCAUGUCCUCCGAGGUCAUCUCCAGCGCUUUACGUGAUAGAUUCGGAGUAAAGUUAGUUGGUCGCCUGUUGGGCUAAGAAACUGUGGGGAAUAAGACACCUGCCUCCAGGAGCCUUUUUCUGCCUGGUCCAUAGUUUGGGAUACCGCUACUCUAAAAACUUUUGAGAUGAGGUGAGGCCACACAGUGAGGCCGCCAAGGUGGCGCUUGGAGAAGAGUGUGGCCCGCCGGCUGUGGGCAGUGGGACUCGGGGCCCUCCGCCAGAAGACAGGUGUUCAGGGCCGGAGGGGCAUCUGAGUUCUACGUACAGCUCCGUAGUCUCAUCGUGGCGGCUUUCUAACUUCUCCGGUGGAGAGUAGGGACUCACGCAUUUUUGGAAGCCUCUUCUCUUGGGGGGUUGAACCCAGCUUUCAAGAAUAGUUGCAGCAACGUUUAAAUUGGAUGGAAAUAAUGAUGGAACAUGACCUACCAUCAGGCCCCAUGUGGAUCAAACACAGCCCAAGCCAGGGCUGCCCCAGGCCAAGGGCUGGAAGAACGGAAAGAGCUCAUCGGUUUGUUUGAAGGCAGACAAGCUGUACAGGCAACUUUUCCCAGACUCUCCCAGCUCCGGCUUUUCAUGCAUACCAGCAGAGCCGCUUUUUUCCUCCAGUGAUUGAAACCAUCUGGACUGCAGGGGGGUCACGUGUGUAUGAGAAAAUGACAUAAAGUUUCAGAUCCCCUUGUGUUUUGCUCCAGACCCAGACAAUUCUUUUUCGGAUGGUGCCGAGCCCGGCCGCAGCCCCGGGCGCGGAUGCCUGCCCGACCGCCGCCCUCUCUCCCGGAGCGGCUCCUCCUCCGGGCUGCGCGGCUCCAGACAAGCCCCCAUCAGUGCGAGCGCCCAGCCUGGCUGGAGAACUCAAGAGGACUGCACAAAGAAGGAGCUUAAGAAGAGCCUGUUGAAUGCAUGGAGUGAAGUAAAGGCUUCCUGGACUCUGCUGGCUUGUCUGAGAGUUCCACUGUGACUACGUAGAUACAAGCAUCCUUUUCAUUUAUCUGGAAGAUGAGAGACUGCUUGGGUAUCAGCAAUAGUACCAUGGGUCCCUGCACUGGUUAAAGCCAUCGCCACAACCUGGGCAGGCAGCAAGGUGAAUCCAUCACAGUAGCCUCUCAGGCCCGACAGAGAAGUGGUCCGUAGCUUAGAUUGGGGCUGCAGCUGGUCCCCACUCCUGCUCAGUCCAGCAUCCCAGAGGGCUCUGGGUUUUCAGAAAGCCGAAAUGACCAUGACUGCCAACAAGAAUUCCAGCAUCACCCACGGAGCUGGAGGCACUAAGGCCCCUCGGGGGACUCUGAGCAGGUCUCAGUCAGUCUCUCCACCUCCAGUUCUCUCCCCACCAAGGAGUCCCAUCUACCCAUUCAGUGAUAGUGAAACGUCAGCCUGCAGGUACCCAAGCCGCUCCAGCUCCCGGCUGCUCCUCAAGGACUGGCACCCCCGUGAUCUUUCACCCCCAAAUCCUCAAGCUCACUCCCCAGACACUUCACCACCCAUCUGUCCUCUCAAGGCCACCAACUUCAGUUAUUUGGACAGAAGCCCUUCAGUGUGCAAGAGAGAGGACCAGAAGGAGAAUGUCCAAGGGGCAGCCCAGGAUGUAGAGGGAGUAGCUGCUUGCCUCCCCCUUGCCCAGAGCACCCCAUCCCUGGGGCCGGGAACCGGCUCACGGAGCUCCUUUCUGAACCGCACUGGCAACCGUGCCCAUAGCCUGGGCAUCCGGGAGAAGAUCUCAGCAUGGGAGGGUCGCCGAGAGGCUUCGCCCAGGAUGAGCAUGUGUGGGGAGAAGCGGGAGGGCUCUGGGGGCGAGUGGGCGGUCAGUGAAGGCUGUCCCAGCGUGGCGCCAUCCCCCUGCAGCUCAGAAAAAACCUUCGAUUUCAAGGGCCUCCGGAGGAUGAGCAGGACCUUCUCAGAGUGUUCCUACCCUGAGACCGAGGAGGAGGGAGAGGCGCUCCCUGUCCGGGACUCUUUCUACCGGCUAGAGAGACGGGCAGGCCGGAGUGAGCCCAGUGCCUUCCUCAGGGGGCAUGGCAGUAGGAAAGAGAGCUCAGCAGUGCUGAGUCGGAUCCAGAAAAUUGAACAGGCCCUGAAGGAGCAGCCAGGCCGGGGACUCCCCCAGCUCCCCAGCAGCUGCUACAGUGUAGACCGAGGGAAAAGGAAGACUGGGACCUUGGGAAUCUUGGAGGAACUGACAGGGAGCACGAGUGUGAGCACUGGCAACCGGGCAGGAGGAGUGGCUGGAGUUGGGGGGGAGGCAGGCCCACCCUUGGAGAGAGAAGGCAGUGGCUCCACUAAGCCAGGGACCCCGGGAAAUAGCCUGAGCUCCCAGCUGCUGCCAUCAAAGAGCUCCCUUGAUCCCGCUGUGAACCCUGUUCCCAAACCCAAGCGCACCUUUGAAUAUGAGGCUGACAAGAAUCCCAAGAGUAAGCCAAGCAAUGGUCUACCUCCUUCGCCCACACCUGCUGCUCCACCCCCCCUGCCCUCCACCCCAGCCCCACCAGUCACCCGGAGACCCAAGAAGGACACGCGUGGUCACCGCAAGUCCCAGAGCAGAAAAUCCUUUGAGUUUGAGGAUGCAUCCAGUCUCCAGUCCCUGUACCCCUCUUCUCCCACUGAGAAUGGUACUGAGAGCCAACCCAAGUUUGGAUCCAAAAGCACUUUAGAAGAAAAUGCCUAUGAAGAUAUUGUGGGAGAUCUACCCAAGGAGAAUCCAUAUGAGGAUGUGGACUUAAAGAGCCGAAGAGCAGGACGAAAAUCCCAGCAACUGUCUGAAAACUCCUUGGACUCUUUGCACAGGAUGUGGGGUCCUCAGGACAGGAAGUACAACAACCCACCCACUCAGCUGUCCCUGAAACCCAACAGCCAGUCCCUGCGCAGUGGGAACUGGUCAGAAAGGAAGAGCCACCGGCUGCCACGAUUACCCAAAAGGCACAGCCAUGACGACAUGCUGCUGCUAGCUCAGCUGAGCCUGCCGUCUUCACCCUCUAGCCUUAAUGAGGACAGCCUCAGCACCACAAGUGAGCUGCUGUCCAGCCGAAGGGCCCGCCGCAUUCCCAAGCUUGUCCAAAGAAUUAACUCCAUCUACAACGCCAAGAGGGGAAAGAAGAGGUUAAAAAAGCUGUCUAUGUCCAGCAUUGAGACAGCAUCACUGAGAGAUGAGAAUAGUGAGAGCGAGAGCGACUCUGACGACAGGUUCAAAGCCCACACACAGCGCCUAGUCCACAUCCAGUCGAUGCUGAAGCGUGCGCCCAGCUAUCGGACCCUGGAGCUGGAACUGCUCGAGUGGCAAGAGCGGGAGCUUUUUGAGUACUUUGUGGUGGUGUCCCUCAAGAAGAAGCCAUCUCGAAACACCUACCUCCCUGAAGUCUCCUACCAGUUUCCCAAGCUGGACCGACCCACCAAGCAGAUGCGGGAGGCAGAGGAGAGGCUCAAGGCCAUUCCCCAGUUUUGUUUCCCUGAUGCCAAGGACUGGCUUCCUGUGUCAGAGUAUAGCAGUGAGACUUUCUCUUUCAUGCUGACUGGGGAAGAUGGCAGCAGACGCUUUGGCUACUGCAGGCGCUUACUGCCAAGUGGGAAAGGGCCUCGGCUGCCAGAAGUAUACUGUGUCAUCAGCCGCCUUGGCUGCUUCGGCUUGUUUUCCAAGGUCCUCGAUGAGGUGGAGCGCCGGCGUGGGAUCUCUGCCGCCUUGGUCUAUCCCUUCAUGAGAAGUCUCAUGGAGUCGCCCUUCCCUGCCCCGGGGAAGACCAUCAAAGUGAAGACAUUUCUUCCAGGUGCUGGCAAUGAGGUGUUAGAGCUGCGGCGGCCCAUGGACUCCCGGCUGGAGCAUGUGGACUUUGAGUGCCUCUUUACCUGUCUCAGUGUGCGCCAGCUCAUCCGAAUCUUUGCCUCGCUGCUGCUGGAGCGUCGGGUCAUUUUUGUGGCAGAUAAGCUCAGUACCCUCUCCAGCUGCUCCCAUGCUGUGGUGGCCUUGCUCUACCCCUUCUCCUGGCAGCACACCUUCAUUCCUGUCCUUCCGGCCUCCAUGAUUGACAUCGUCUGCUGUCCCACACCCUUCCUGGUUGGCCUGCUCUCCAGUUCCCUCCCCAAACUAAAGGAGCUGCCUGUGGAGGAGGCACUGAUGGUGAAUCUGGGAUCUGACCGAUUCAUCCGACAGAUGGAUGAUGAGGACACGCUGUUACCGAGGAAGUUACAGGCGGCUCUGGAGCAGGCUCUAGAGAGGAAGAACGAACUGAUCUCCCAGGACUCUGACAGUGACUCUGAUGAUGAAUGUAAUACCCUCAAUGGGCUGGUGUCAGAGGUGUUUAUCCGGUUCUUUGUGGAGACUGUUGGGCACUACUCCCUCUUCCUGACCCAGAGUGAGAAGGGGGAGAGGGCCUUUCAGCGAGAAGCCUUCCGCAAGUCUGUGGCCUCCAAGAGCAUCCGCCGUUUUUUGGAGGUUUUUAUGGAGUCUCAGAUGUUUGCUGGCUUCAUCCAAGACAGGGAGCUAAGAAAGUGUCGUGCAAAGGGCCUCUUUGAGCAGCGAGUGGAGCAGUAUUUAGAGGAACUCCCAGACACUGAACAGAGUGGGAUGAAUAAGUUUCUCCGAGGUUUGGGCAACAAAAUGAAGUUCCUCCACAAGAAGAAUUAAGCCCCUUUCCCAGUAAGAGUCCAGUGCCUUGCAGAGCCUGGAGCCUGUGGAGGGGGCCAGCUUGGGACCCUCUGGGCCAACUGUGGCUGCUCUGCCCCCACAGACCCCACCUUCCAAGCCAGCCCACCUCUGCCUUCACGAUAUCCCAGGAUACUGUUUGUAAAUAAUCUGCUGUAAGCUUUCUUAUCUCUUUUUGUAACAAGCAAAGAGAAUCUGGUAAAUAUUUGUAUAUUCCCAAGGGGCUGGGUGCUGGCGACUAGCCAAUUAUGUGCAGCUGACUGUCUCAGCCGAACCACUGAUCUUUCCCUGGAGGCUCCUGGCCUGCCUGCCUGAGGUCCCUGCUGCCAGUCUUGGGCCCUGGAGUGCAGAUGCUGUCUUGUUCUGUACAGGACUUUUUUUUUUUUUUUUUAAUCUUAGAGUUUCUAUUUUUUUCUAGUAGUCCCCUCCCCUGACCCUCUGUUUUUGAAAGGCAAAGGCCAAUCAAUCCCCAUUUGCAGUAUGGUACCAGGCUCUCAGGUCUGGCCUUCUCUUGUUCCUCCUACCUUUGUGAUGGUCAGUGAGUCAUGGGAAGCCCACCCCUCCACCCCCCAGCUGUGCCAGUGAUCUCUGGGCCCAGCUCCCAGUCUGUGGUGGCCAUGAUGCGGUACAGGGCAUCCCUCCUUCCCACCAUCUACGGGUGUUCUCAAUAAACAGUGUACAGUUGUUUGGGCCCAGA